Camelina sativa (false flax) is the source of this 3014-nucleotide messenger RNA. Its product is annotated as G-type lectin S-receptor-like serine/threonine-protein kinase SD2-2. Gene Ontology annotation, biological process: recognition of pollen; protein phosphorylation. The record is from RefSeq and is a predicted model, not a curated record. Lineage: Eukaryota; Viridiplantae; Streptophyta; Magnoliopsida; Brassicales; Brassicaceae. Gene Ontology annotation, molecular function: ATP binding; protein serine/threonine kinase activity.
UAUACAUUGUCACCGAUGAAAAGCAAUAAAAAAGACUUCGUGUGUGAUCAUCACACUGUGAUGGGACCUGACGGUGGCGUUGGUGGUCAUAAUAAGGAGGAGGGUAAUAUAGUAACUUUAGCGUAGGGACUAUAGUUCCAAAACCUUUUAUGAGAGAAAGAGUGAAGUUCUUUUUCACUUCUUUUGAAGAUCGUGUGUCUCGUGAGAAGUUGCUUUUUUGGAGGUUUCCCAUGUCUAUCAGUAUCAUCACCACCAUCGAGAAAAUAUCAACACCAACCAAACAAUACAACAUCUAAGAAACGAAGAAGAAGAAGACUCAAUGCCAUGUACUACAUCAUAUCUUCCUCUUCUUCUUCUUCUGCUUCUCCUCAUCUUCCUUGUUCCACCGUCUGAAACUGCUCAAAACAAAGUCAUCAUCAAAGGAAACCAAACGAUUCUGAGUUUCAAAUCUAUCUUCCGGCUUGGUUUCUUCAGCAACAAUGGUUCCUCCAAUUGGUAUUUGGGUAUCUCCUAUGCUUCUCUCCCUACUCCUACCCACGUUUGGGUCGCCAAUCGAAUCCGACCCGUUUCCGAUCCCGUCUCCUCCACGCUCGAGCUCACCUCCACCGGUCACCUAAUCGUCAGAGACUCCGUCUACGGCGUCGUUUGGCAGACUGAUAACAAUGAACCCGGUACCCAUUUCCGGUUCUCUGAAACCGGUAAUCUGAUUUUGAUCAAAGACGACGGUUCUCCGGUUUGGCAAAGCUUCGACAAUCCCACCGACACGUGGCUUCCGGGUAUGAAUGUCACCGGCCGUACCACUAUGACUUCGUGGCGGACGCUGUUCGAUCCUUCCCCUGGUUUUUACUCUCUCAGGCUGAGUCCAAGCUUCAACGAGUUCCAGCUUGUUUACAAAGGAACCACCCCUUACUGGUCCACCGGUAACUGGACCGGAGAAGCCUUCGUCGGCGUACCGGAGAUGACUGUUCCCUACAUCUACAGGUUCCAUUUCGUUAACCCUUACACUCCCUCCGCCUUCUUUUGGUACAUCGUCGCACCGUCGAAGGCCAACUCCGAGCCGAUGCUAACGCGGUUCAUGGUCGACGCCAACGGCCUGCUGAGACAGUACACUUGGGAGCCGCAGACGCAGAGCUGGAACAUGUUCUGGGUUCAGCCGGAUACUCCCUGCUCCGUUUACAGUCUCUGUGGUCAGUUAGGGUUCUGCAGCGGCGAAUCGCUCAAGCCAUGUGCCUGUUUACGCGGUUUCCGGCCUAGGAACGACGCUGCGUGGAGAUCUGAUGAUUUCAGCGACGGAUGCCGCCGUGAUAACGGGGAUUCCGGCGAAAAGAGUGAUGAUACUUUUGAGGCGGUUGGUGAUCUACGUUACGACGGCGAUAUAAAGAUGUCGAGGUUGCAGGUAAGCAAGAGCUCUUGCGGCAAAACCUGCUUAGGGAACUCUUCUUGUGUUGGUUUUUAUCAUAAUGAGAAAUCGAAUCUCUGCAAAAUGUUACUUGAACCGCCGGUUAAUUUGAAGAAUUCGAGCUCAUUGACCGGAGUUAAUGGUGAUCUAUUGUAUAUCAGAGCUCCAAGGAAAGGGAGUUCCAAGGGAGACAUCUCUAAGACCAUAAUUAUAUUGUGCAGCGUUGUCGGGUCAAUCUCUGUUCUUGGGUUUACUCUGUUAGUGUCAUUGAUUCUGUUGAAGAGGAAUCGAAAGAAGAAGAAGACGAGGAAGGAAGACGAAGAUGGGUUUGCUGUGUUGAACUUAAAGGUCUUCUCUUUCAAGGAGCUUCACGUAGCUACCAGUGGGUUCUCGGAGAAGGUUGGACAUGGCGGUUUUGGAGCGGUUUUCAAAGGAAGUUUACCUGGUGCUUCCACCUUUGUGGCCGUGAAACGCUUAGAAAGACCUGGAAGUGGCGAGAGCGAGUUCAGGGCUGAGGUAUGCACCAUUGGCAAUAUCCAACAUGUCAAUCUCGUUAGGCUUCGAGGUUUCUGUUCAGAGAAUCUUCACAGACUUCUCGUCUACGAUUACAUGCCACAAGGUUCCUUGAGCUCUUAUUUGUCUAAAACAAGCCCCAUGCUGUUAAGCUGGGAAACCCGUUUCAGGAUCGCUCUAGGUACUGCCAAAGGGAUCGCUUACCUGCAUGAAGGAUGCAGGGACUGUAUUAUUCACUGUGAUAUCAAGCCGGAGAACAUUCUUUUGGACUGCGAUUACAACGCUAAAGUGUCUGAUUUUGGCUUGGCUAAACUUCUUGGCCGUGACUUCAGCCGAGUUCUAGCCACAAUGAGAGGGACAUGGGGCUAUGUGGCUCCUGAGUGGAUAUCAGGUUUGCCCAUCACGACAAAAGCCGAUGUGUAUAGCUUCGGAAUGACAUUGCUCGAGCUGAUUGGUGGUCGAAGAAAUGUCAUUGUCAAUAGCGAUACAGUGGGAGAGAAAGAGACCGAACCUGAAAAAUGGUUCUUUCCGCCAUGGGCAGCGCGUGAAAUCAUACAAGGAAAUGUGGACUCUGUGGUCGACUCUAGACUCAACGGAGAAUAUAACACGGAAGAGGUGACGAGGAUGGCAACGGUGGCAGUUUGGUGCAUACAAGACAAUGAAGAGAUAAGGCCAGCGAUGGGAACGGUAGUGAAGAUGCUUGAAGGAGUUGUGGAAGUGACGGUUCCUCCACCACCUAAAUUGAUACAAGCUCUUGUCUCCGGGGAUUCAUAUCGAGGAGUGAGCGGCACAAGCUGUAGCGAAGGCCAUGGAUGUUCGGAUCUCAAUACUGGAUUGUCUAGCCCUGGCUCACGGUCGUCUUUUGGUAAACCUUCUUCUCCUUGAUCAAUUUUAAGAUGGUUUGGUAAAAGCCGGUCUUACAUGUUUUAAGCUUUUUUUUUGGCUCUCUAAGAGGGUUGUAAGGAAUUGAAGCUGUAUGUAUGUGUCAAUUUCCCAUUAAAAAAGGGAUGAGCGUUAGUCAAAGCAUACAUGAGUCACAUGAUUAAACUCACUCAUUCAUUACUAAUCGUAUUUUCAUAUAUAUCAUUAGUAAGUCAUUACU